AUGGCACUCGCCAGUCUAUCUAGGAUUUCGUCUAUUUGUGGUAACGGAUACUUAUCUUUAAUUUUUAUGUUAUUAAGAGAUCUAAAAUCAAUGCACAUUCGUAAUGAACCAUCCGGUUUCGUGACAGGAAAUAUUCUAAAACACCACGGACUAUUGCUAUUCCUUAUAAUUUUAGCUUUUAACAAUUUCUUUAUAAAUUUAUUCUUCGUAAUAAAUGUUAUUUUAUUAUUUCUUUCUAAAUUGGGCUUUUAUCCCCCGUGUUUAUUCUAUGUAUGUUCUGUACGUAGCUGUAUUUCAUUAAUUUCUGUAGUAAAUAGACUUUCAUAUUUUUGUAGCAUCAUCAUCUGUAUUUUGCUUGUUUCUGCUUCUAAACAUUGCAAAUCCUCUUUUUUAAAAAUUUUUGCCUACCUUUUUAAAAAUCUUUUUAUGACCACUAAGAUUAUUAAUUCAAGAGUUGCUAUUUUAAAUUAUUUGCCAGUACUAAGAACGUAA
Molecule: messenger RNA, 492 nt
Organism: Vairimorpha ceranae
Lineage: Eukaryota; Fungi; Microsporidia; Nosematidae
Exons: 1
Coding region: 1-492 (163 amino acids)
Source: RefSeq, a predicted model, not a curated record